UGAUGAUGAUCAUUAUUCGAUGUUCCAUCGAUCGAAACACUAACUCGACAUAUUUAUUGUGUGUUUGUUUGUGCUUGUAUAUCAACAACUAUCAUCAAGAAGCUGAAAAUAAAAUCAAAUCAAAUCCUGUUUGUGGUGAAUUCACAGGAAGUUAAUUAUUGAAUAUUUAUGUGUGAUCAUUGUGAAAAAAAAUUUAUCAAAUUAAUCAAAAAAGCAAAUGCAAACAAAAAAAAAACAAACAAAAAUUUCCGUGCAAUCAACGUUUAAUUGUUUUCCAUUCUUUUACUUCAAAUUAAUUAAUUAAUUAAUUGAGAGAAAAUUUCUUUCCAUUCAUCGAUGAUUCAAGAUUGAAUGGCCAUCGAUGAUUAAUAGCGAUGACAACAAAAUCAAUGGUCAAUACGAAUUCAAAACAUUCAUCGGCCAACAAACAAUCAACUAAUCAUUCAAAUCAUCAACAUAAACAACAAACAUUGAAAAUGUCUACAAAAGCAAAACAUUUUUCCAUAGAUUCAUUAAUCAGUAGUAAUAAAGAUGCUGAUUUGAAUAAAGUGGAUAAUGUGGAUACAAUAACAACAACAACAACCGCACCAAGACGUCAAUUGAAUAAUUCUUCAACACGUUAUAAUAAUAAUCAUCAUAACAAUAGUCAAACAACAAUUAAUGGCAAUCAUCAUCAUCUUCAUCAUCAUCAAUGGAAUGAUAUCAAUCAACGUAAACGUUCUGCACAUGAUAUGGAACAUAAAUAUCGACCAACAAAAACAUUGAAAUCAAGACGUUUAAUUGAUGAUUAUAAUAGUGUACAAAAUAAUGUAAAUGUUGAAGAUAUUGAUGUUGAUGAUGAUGAAGAGAUUAAUGUUGAUGAUAUUGUCGAUAUUGAAUCAAAUGGUGAUGGUUCAAGCCAUGAUGAUGAAUGUGUUUCAUGUAAAUCGGAUCCAAAUAGUAAUCAACCAAUUAGUCCAAAUUUAGUUGCCGCAUAUCCAUAUGAUCCGUCAUCAUUAUUGGGAUUAAAAGGCACCAUUCCGACGGAUGUAAAUCCAUUUUUUAAUCCAGCACAUUUUAAUCUAAAUCUUUUACGCGCUGGUAGCCUACCACCUGCACAUUUAUCUCAACUUCAUCCAAGUAUAGCACUACAACAACGUUUGAAUGCCGAAUUCAAUAAUUCAUUUGCUGAUCUCGCUAAAUUUGCCAAGAUAUCACCAUCAGGUUUAACAUCAUCAACUGCAUCAAUACAACAACCACCACCAUUACCACCACCACCACCUCCACCUGUCAUACAACAAGCGUCACCUUCAUCGAAAAAUUCCAAAAAUUAUCCAAAAUCAGCAUUUUCAUUCGUAAAUAAUUCAUCUGAUAAUAAUGAUUAUGAUAAUAAUCAAACAAGAUCGGAUCCAAAAUCAAGUAAUCGAUCUUCAAACUAUACAUUGAACAAUAAAGAACAAUCAUCAAAAUAUUCAUCAAAUAGUCAUUAUCGUGAUAAAGAAUCGUCUUCAUCAACAAAACGAUCACAACAUUAUUCAUCAUCAUCAUCAUCAUCAACGAAUCAUCAUAAAAGUGGUAAAAAUUCCAAUGAUUCAAAGAAUAGUAAUGCAAACAGUAAACCAGAGCUUAAUCCAGCUUGUUUACCACGUUGUAAUUGUGAAGAAUUAAUGAAAAUUGAUGCAAAAUUAGAGACAAAAGAAUUAUGGGAAAAAUUCCAUGAAUUAGGCACUGAAAUGAUCAUUACUAAAACUGGUCGAAGAAUGUUUCCAACAUGUCGUGUAUCAUUUCAUAAUACUGAUCCAAUGGCAAGAUAUGCUGUACUAAUGGAUAUUGUACCAGUCGAUAAUAAACGUUAUCGUUAUGCAUAUCAUCGUAGUUCAUGGCUUGUUGCCGGUAAAGCUGAUGCACCAUCACCGAUUCGUCUUUAUCUUCAUCCUGAUUCACCAUUCACUGGUGAACAAUUACGUAAACAAAUUGUAUCAUUUGAAAAAACAAAAUUAACCAAUAAUGAAAUGGAUAAAAAUGGACAUAUUGUUCUUAAUUCAAUGCAUAAAUAUCAGCCACGAAUACAUUUGAUUAAACUUCGUUUGGAUCAACUAACACAUCAUAGUAGCCAAUUAAUGAUUAAUAAUCUGGAAAAUGAACAAUUUCGUACAUAUAUUUUUUCAGAAACGGUUUUCACUGCCGUUACUGCAUAUCAAAAUCAAUUGAUAACAAAAUUAAAGAUUGAUUCGAAUCCAUUUGCCAAAGGUUUUCGUGAUUCCAGUCGAUUAACCGAUCUGGAAAGGUAUGAAAUAGAAUCUGUCGAAACUUUAUUACGGGAACAUGCAUUUCGACAUUCACCAUUUCGUGCAUUUUUUGGUUCCGAUCUUUCUCCACAUGAUCAACAAGCAUUGGCAAAUGCAGCUGCAUUAGGACGUCUACCAUGUGGUCAAGAAUUUUUGGCACUAAUGGCCUCACAAGCAGCUGCACUUGCAUCAUCGGCAUGGAAAUUUGUUCCUAAUGGUCAAACAUCCGCCGCCGCUUCAACAUCAUCAUCAUCAUCAUCAUUAACGACACAACCUUCUACACAAUUACCACCACCAGCACCAAUCACAUCAUCAUCAACAUCCUCAUCUGCAAUUCAAAAUCAAAACGGUUCACCUGGUAGUGGUUCUCCAAAUUCAACGGCUGUUUCACCGAAUUCCAAUGUUUAUUCUUCAUCUAUGAUGCCAGGAUCAGCAGCCGAAUUCUCUUCGAUGAUGGCCGUAAAUCCUGCCCUAGCCAGUUUCUAUUUUGGAAAUAUUCCACGUAAUUUUCUAUCUGGUCAAAAUCUUUCACAUCCAUCACAAACGAUGAAUUCUACACAGCCAGAAUCGGCAUCAUCCUCAACGGAAUUAUCAAAAGUGAAUAAUUCUAGCAAUGGUAAAUCCAGCAGUAAAGCAAGUGGUAAACAAUCAAAUUCAUUCGAUGCUUUGAAUCUAACCUGUACGGAUGGAAUUUCCUCAUCAAAUAAUCCAAAUAACAGUAGUAAUUGUUCAAGUCCAUUAUUAUCGAAUUCAUCGAAUGAAAGUUCCACGAAUUUGAAUCACAAUGUACAAUCACAAGCAGCAGCUGCUGUAGCUGCUGCAUUCUAUACACAAUUUCCACGAUUCUUUCGCUUACCAACGGCACCAAUCACUCCACCAGGACAGAAUAUGGCAAUGACAACACCUUCUCCACCCUAUCCUCAAUCUUCAUUGCCGACCAAUGUACCAAAUAACAGUACAACAAUUCAAUCAUCUAAUCUGUCACCGGUUCAAGCUCCUAAAACAUCAUUUUCAUCCCCUUUAUCGUCUCCAUUGCCGCCACCACUACCACCGCCAUCACAUGCAUUUACAUCAUCACAAUCAGAGACAAAAAUUUAUUUACUGAUGGCCAUAGUCGAUCAUGUCCAAACACACCUCCAUCACCAUCAUCACCAACAUUAUCGAUAUCACCGAUUUCGGACAUAUCGAAUUCCAGUCGUUUACCAUCACAAUUGACCAAUGAUAAAACGACAAGUAUAUCUACUUGAUUAUCAAUAGAUUUAUCCUCAUACACAUCAUAUAUAAAAAUGAUUAUUUGUAAAUGAUUUCAUUUAAUAGUAAUUAUUAUCAUUAACAUUCAAAACUUCCUAAUGCAUAUCUAUUUCCUAAAAUAUUAGUCAACUUUCACUUAUAUACUACUUAUUUUUCCUCAUCAUUUCAUGUAAUCAUCAUCCGUUGGACAGUGAUUGUUUGUAAUUAUUG
Messenger RNA from Dermatophagoides farinae (American house dust mite), 3728 nucleotides. The record is from RefSeq and is a predicted model, not a curated record. NCBI's taxonomy places the organism in Eukaryota, Metazoa, Arthropoda, Arachnida, Sarcoptiformes, Pyroglyphidae.